AAUGGAGCCUAAAAGAAUACCAUAUACCAGUGCCUAAAUAACACACGCCUGGGUGGAUGGAAAAUAGCACGUGAUGCGCCAAAGAAAACAUGGCUAAAGCAGGUUGCCCUGGACCUUCAACCACUGCACUUCCAUCUUGAUGAUGCCAAGCAAGCUGCUCUGAACGGAGGAUCCCAGCAAAUUUCCUGCUUUGGGGCAGAGGUGUAGCAUGCAGCCAUGGUGGCCGGAACAUGUGUAUACUAACCACGCCUCCCCAAUUGUGUCAGGAGCUGAUUGGUGCCAUGGUCUAUGAGCAUGGCACUUGGGAAGAUUGAGGACAGUGUGGUAGAAAGAAUUGCAGACCCUCAAAUGCCAUACGAUGCUACAGAGGCGCAUGUACAAUGUCAGGCUUAGUGAUCUACAUCUAUCGGGCAUCUGACGAGCUUCUCUCUUCUGGUAUCGCUAACGGGCCUUUUACCAUGAGCCAUUCCACUCCAACUACAGCUAAUGGGAACGAUAGCAAAAACUUUAAAGGAGAUCGUUCUCCCUGUUCCCCAUCACGAGUUAUUCACAUUCGCAAGAUUCCAAAUGAUGUCACAGAGUCUGAAGUCAUUUCACUAGGUCUGCCUUUUGGAAAAGUUACCAAUAUUUUGAUGUUGAAAGGAAAAAGCCAGGCCUUCUUGGAAAUGGCUUCUGAAGAAGCAGCUGUCACCAUGGUGAAUUACUACACACCUCUCACUCCUCAUCUCCGCAGUCAGCCUGUCUACAUACAGUAUUCGAAUCACCGAGAACUGAAGACGGACAACCUACCUAAUCAAUCGCGAGCACAGGCUGCUUUGCAAGCUGUGAACUCUGUACAGUCCGGAGGUCUGACUCUCACCGGUGGUCCAGGUGGUGAAGGUUUGGUGCUGACAGGGCAGAGUCCUGUCCUCAGACUAAUUGUGGAAAACCUGUUUUACCCUGUCACUCUGGAAGUGCUCCAUCAGAUAUUCUCCAAGUUUGGAACGGUAUUGAAGAUCAUCACAUUCACAAAGAAUAACCAGUUCCAGGCUCUGCUACAGUAUGCUGAUACAAUGAACGCACAUCAUGCCAAAGUGGCUCUAGAUGGGCAAAAUAUUUACAAUGCGUGCUGCACUCUACGCAUUGAAUUCUCCAAGUUGACAAGCCUUAAUGUCAAGUAUAACAAUGACAAGAGUCGAGAUUUCACACGACUUGACCUGCCUACUGGAGAUGGACAGCCGUCCCUUGAUGCCACAAUGGCAGCAGCUUUUGGUGCUCCAGGUAUAAUUUCCUCUCCUUAUGCAGGUGCUGCAGGAUUUGCCCCAGCCAUUGGCUUCCCUCAGGCAGGACUUUCAGUCUCAGGUGUACCAGGAGCUCUUGGACCUCUUGCCCUCACUUCUGCCAUGACUGGACGUAUGGCAAUCCCCGGCAUGACUACUAUUCCUGGACACUCUGUUUUGUUAGUCAGCAAUCUAAACCCUGAUGUUAUCUUACCACAUGGGCUCUUCAUCUUGUUUGGAGUCUAUGGGGAUGUCCACCGUGUGAAGAUACUAUUUAAUAAAAAAGAAAAUGCAUUGGUGCAGAUGGCAGAUGCAACCCAAGCACAGCUGGCUAUGAGCCAUUUAAAUGGACAGAGGCUUCACGGAAGGGUUCUGCGGAUCACCCUCUCAAAGCACCAGUCUGUUCAGCUUCCUCGUGAAGGACAUGAAGACCAAGGCCUGACCAAGGAUUACACUAACAGCCCACUGCAUCGCUUCAAGAAACCAGGCUCAAAGAACUUCCAGAAUAUCUUUCCUCCAUCAGCAACUCUGCAUUUGUCUAACAUACCACCUUCAGUCUCUGAUGAAGAUCUAAAGAGAUUAUUUGCAAGCACUGGCUGUACAGUAAAGGCCUUUAAAUUCUUCCAGAAAGAUCGAAAGAUGGCUUUAAUUCAGCUUGGUUCAUUGGAGGAAGCUAUCCUGGCUCUAAUAGAUCUACACAACCAUGAUUUGGGGGACAACCACCAUCUGAGAGUCUCUUUUUCCAAGUCAAUGAUCUGAGUUCUUUUACUCUUUCACGUUCCCUCCCUCUUCACUCUUCCCUUGUUAAAACUGGACCUCUGUUUUGGCAAAAAUCCUUAGACAGAGACUGAAAAUGCCAAGACCAACUCCGCCUCGUUUAUAACAUUGCACCUACAAAUGGAAUGUCAUAUCCCUGCUCAUUCAAAAACAUGCAAAAUGCGGAAUGCGGAAUUACCAAGGCAUAAAACAAUCUGUUUCAUGGCAGUAAAACCUGCUAAUGCUGUGUUUUAUGGCUGCCUCCCCCCCCUCUCCCUAAAAAAAAAAAAUUGUUUUAUAAUUACUCAUAUAUGGUGUUCGUUUUCUUUUUGUUCCAAAUCAAUGUUAUAUAAUAUUUUACGGACAAUCAUCUAGGUUAUGAAAUUGCUUUAGAGUACAUCUAUGAUAAGUAUAAAAUAUUUGUAGCUUUAAAAUGUUUAAAUUUAAGAGAGAUCUUUAAAAAAAAAAAUUAUAUAUAUAUAAAUAUAUAUAAUUUUUUUUUAGGGAGGGGGGGGAGGCAGCACACAUAUAUACAUUUGGUUUUCUUAUUUUAUUACUGGUAAUAAAAAUUUGGACAGCGGAGCACAUUUAUCUAAAAUGUAUCUAAUUUCAUUUGGACAAUUAUUUUGCCCAUUCUUAGACAAAAGAAAAAAAAAAUCAAGAUUCUGUGUGGAAGACUCCCAAUGUUUUCUUUUGUUUUUUGUUUUGUCUCUCAGCAACCUUUAUUAUUAACCGUUGACUUUUUGUGUAUUACACAUUUUUUACUUUUUCAUAAUGGAUGUACAGUAUAAUGCUGUAGAAUGAAUACACUUAUCUAGUAUGCAAAUUAAACAUAAAUAAGAAGACAGAAUUCUGAAACAAAAAGCUUAUUUGCUGAUUGAAAUGUUUUCUUUAACAGUGAUUUUGGAACAAAAUGAAAAGGUUCACAAUCAUGAACUGUUCUUUUCUGACAAGAAAGUUUACAAUCUUAAAAUUAUUAUUCAGGUCUCAUUUGGUUUAGCAGAUUUUUAAGAAAUUAUUUUUGGUAAUGUGUUUAAAAAGAAGACUUAAACCUCAAGGGUUUUUUGUACCACUAUUAUAACUAAAAUCCUUUAGUUACUAAAUUACUGUGUACUUAAUUUACUUAUGUGCCUUAUUAUGUGCUUAUAAUGAAAACAAUAGCCUAGAUUUUUCUUUGAUGUAUUUUUUGAACAUUGUAUUGUGUGUGGGCUUGGUUGAGCUUUUUUUCUGUCAUUUUCCUAGUUUUCAGUGAUUUUUAUCUGUUUUAUCUGUGUUUUAUGUUGACCAAAAAGCAUAAAACUGUUGCAAUUCCUUUUGCUGUAGAAAGCAUGCAUACAAGUUUUUCAUGAGGCUGUCUGGAUACUGUAUGUUAUAAAUACAUAGUUGUGUACCAGAUUCUUUGAAAAAGCUCUAAAAUCACACUAGAGUUUUUCUUUGGUGUAAAGCACCCAGAGAGUCAGUCCCAUGGGCUGCAAGUUGGACAGUACUAUUUUAGAGCCACGUUUUUGAAUAUUACACUCGCAUUUGGUUGUUGAAAUCGGUCACUGAAUUUCAGUGAGUGUAGUGUCUCUGGCUGUCUCAUUUUUGUCCUGUGUAGAACUUGUGUAUACGUAAAGAGGCUUUUAGGGCAAAAGUGACAGAUGUUGUGCACACAAUAGAAAUAACAAAAAAGACAUGUGUUUUCAAGAAUUUAAUUAGAAUUUAGCCAGGAUCAGAGGCGUCACUAGGGGGGCAGACUGCACCAGAUUGGCACCCUUUGAGGGGGUGGCACCAAGAUGCCGGCUACUCCUCAGGUACUGCGAACAGGGUACUGCACUGUUACAUUAUUGUGCAGCACCUGGCACCUGUUGCUUAGGAAGAGCCAGCAGUCGAGUGUCUGCAGGAAUGCUUGGCAUGCUCCCGGAGUGAGGGAGGCGGGGGCCUGCCACAAGGCCACAGACCCCAGUGAUACUCCUGGCCAUGAUGCCUGGAUAUAAAAGUUUGCAUGCAUACAUGUAUGUCAUUAAAAAAAAAAACAAGACAAAAAAACACAAACCACACACUGCCUACAAAUCUGCAAUCAAGUACAAAUGUGUGGUGUGUUUUUUUGUUUUUUUUUAAAUGCAUAAUUAAUCAGGUUUUGAAGUAUGGAAGCUAGUUGUAAAAUACUCGUGAUUGUGCCCAUACAAUAUAAAACCUAUAUUGAUACCGUAAUGCUUCAUUUUGGUUAGCUGAUGUUCAUGUACAAAUGGCAAAUCAAUGUAUUACCAUCUUAAGUGAUCUGUUGUGAUUAAUGAUUAAAGGCUGGUAACCACUAGCCAAAUUUCUAUCUUCCUAACAGUCUGCAAACUGUUGCCGCACUCAGAAUAUCUCAGGAUAUCUUGAAUCUUUUUUUUUUUUUUUUUAUAAUAUGCAUUUGAAAAUGCAAAAAUUAAAAAAUUACAUAUCCUCAAGAAUGUCUUUAACCGGCACUGAAUGUCAGCUGCUGCUGUUGACAAAAAGAUGCAGCGGUAAAGAUAUGUAAUAUAGAUGAGCUGUGAGUCUAGGUCUUAGCUGGUCUAAGUACAUUGUGUGGUAUUAAUCAGAGUCUCAUCCCCCUUCCCAAUGUUUAAAGAAAAAAUAUAUAUUUAUAUAUAAUCAUUCCAAUUAAUUAUUUCCUGUAUGAAUAGUGUUCUGGAGGAAACAAACAUGUUCUACAUAGCUUCAAUAUUGUAUAAGAAUAACGAGCAGUGUUUUCAUAAACAACUUACAUAUAAUUUGAAGUACCUCCUGAAGUCCGUUUUAACAUACAGUAUAUGUCUAUAUAGAAUACUUAAGCCUGUAUUAAUAUAAAUCCCUACUCAGGUCAUUUUAAUGAGCAAAAAUAAAUUGUCAUCCCUUUUCCUCUGAGUGUUGGCAUAUCAAAAGUAACCAACUGCUGAAUUGUAAGCUGUAAUUGACCAAUAAAGCUGCAUAACGUUUCUUGUUCUGUAAAAUACAAUGACAUUAAUAUACUGGGUGCAUCUGCCUUCACUAGUAGUGACGUUUGGGACUGUAAUAGGGCACAUUUAGAAUACUGCAAUAAAACAGUGCCUCUAAUGCUGGAAUACUUGGUUUUCCCUUUCACAUCUAUAGGCAAUAAGAUAAUUGGUACCCUAGAACAUCUGCCAGUACCACUAAGUAAAUAUAGAGGCAUGUCUGUCUGGUUAAUUAUUGCCUCUGUUCACUGAUAAAUGACUUGACCAUUAUUAUAAUUUGCAUUAUAUGUUUAUUAUGGUGACAAGCAAUCAUUGGAAGUUGAUGAUUUAUAUGCUCUAUGUAUAUUAGACCCUUUUCUCUUCAAUAUUUUAAUUUAAUGUUUGCAAAAUGUAACUUGGGCCAUUAAGUGCCCUUCUUCAAUCAUAAGCUAGAAUUGUCAAAGCUUAUAGUCUUCCUCAUGGAAAUGUUCUAUCAUGAGAUAGCUACCAUUUAAAUUCACUUUCUAAAAAGUUGCGUUUUUAUUUUAGUUGGUUGAAGUUGCGGCAUACAUUUUCGUCCGUCUGAUAUCCACUUUUCAGAGGAAGUUAUUAUAAGAGAGCUGGUUAGUAGUGUUAUACACUCGCCCUACCAAUGCUGUUGUAGAUGUAGGCUGAGAUGCUGCACACAUUCUUCAAUUCAUUUGCACAUGUGUCUAUGUAACUACAGUAUCUUUCAAAUUCAUUACUGGUGGCCUUCUAUGUACCAUUUGCUAUUAUCGGUCUGGCCUAGCAGAGUGCCUUGGCCCAGAGCUCUGAAUGUAUACUUUGUUUCCUAUGAACCCAGUGGAUUUUGUUGAAAUGGUGAAGGAGGCAACUGUAGUUCUAUACUAAGUAAAUAGUAUUUGCAGUGGUAUAGUGGCAGGAUUAAUUAUGUUGCUGUAAACAUGUUGGCUUUUGUAGAAAGCCAACUGAAAAUUGAACAACGCCACCAUGGGAAAAUAUUACUGCCCAUCUCUUACCAGUUACUUUGCAUCUGCCUACCAAAAAAAUGUUGCUGCAUGAAUUAGUCUUCGAGGCAAAGACUGCUUGUAAUGUAUUGCAUGAUGUAAGAUGUAGAAAACUAAUUCCGUGACUUAGUGUUGUAUGAUGCCUUCAACCUUUUCUGCUUUGUACCAUUUUGAGUUAGAGUUCAAUAGAUUGAAGGGUUGCUGUGGGGACAAAGCAGGUAAUCCCUCAACUGGUUAGAGUUUUAUCUUAUUUAUGUUAGGUGGUUUGUGUGUGUGUGUGUGUGUGUGUGUAUAUAUUUAUAUAUCCUAGAUAUUUGAUUUGAUGUUGGAGUAGUGUGCAAAAAUAGUUGUGUGUUUUUGUUCCUUAAGAUAUAGAGUUUAUUCCCCCCCCCCCUCCCCCAUUCCCUUGAUAUGUGGUCAUUGUCAUCGUAUUCUGAGAAAUCUGUUUCUUUUACCAAAUGUGAAAGACUUUUAUUACUAUUUAGCAUGGAUAAGGACUUUUUUAAUACUCUUCUGUGUUUGUUUGUUUUUUCAGAGAGACCAAACACAUUUUUAUUGGCCCACUAAAUGAUGUCAUAUUUAAUGGCAUUCCAUACACUUUGUUUGACUUUCACGAAAAUGUUUAGGCAAAACUUUACUUGCAGUUGUCCCUAAUGUAUAAUAUAUGGAAACUUUUGCCCUUCUGACCACAUUUAAUAUUAACAUUUAUAUUAUGGCACAUUCUAUAUUUGUUGUGGUCAUUUUAACUCUAUUGGCAUUUUCAUUUUAGUCAGUCUUAUGGUCUGACCAGCUGUUCUACAUAUUUUCUGCAUGGGUUACAUUUCCCUUCACAAAUCCAAAGCUGAGAGUAUACCAAGAGAACCUUUUAAACAGGAAAUUUUAGUUCUGGAUUUUUCCUUUUGGAUUACAUUGACUAGAUAACAACUUUAAGCUUAAAAUUUAUUAGAAAUACAAGUUUCUUCAGCCUUUCAACCAAUUUAAAUAUUGCUUGUGUGCAUAGCACUAAAGAGCAUUCAAAUUGUAUUGCCGUAUACAUACUGUGUAAGGAAAAAAUACCAUUUACUACAAACCUAAAGCAACAGGUGUCUUUCUAUUCCAGCCAGAAAUUCUGUGGCAGGGGCCAUCUUUGAUUCUAAAGUUAUGUGGGUAUAUGUGGUUCUCCAGUCACUUGUGGUACAGUAUGUUGCCAUUUGCUGCACUCUGGAAGGUGGGCGCUCCUCAAUUGCUUUUAACUGAGGCCUACACUCUCAGGAAUCGUCGUACGGACUACAAUUGUAGGAUGGACAACACAGAUGAGUGUCAAGAAUGUCUGUUCCAUGCUUAUAGUGGACUAUUUAUCACAAUUUUGAGGAGUGUUCACUUCUAGCUAUAUCUAGCACAGAAAAAUAUACCAAAGGCAAAUGUGCAACUGCUUAUGAGUGCAAAUAUUUAGAUUAAAUAUAAAGUGCCCUCAUUUGCAUACAAAGGAGCUGGUUCAGAUAUGGACGCAGUACACACAGCAGUCAUGUCUUUGGAUGCAGCUGCUGUGUGCAAAUGUACUAAUGCUGUAGGAGGAGUCUUGUGUAAAUAGAUGUCUCCUGCAGGCUCCUUGGUCUGCUGCUUUGCCUGAGGGCGCAGUAUCAGAUUAUCUGCAAAAACAUCAGCCAUCUAAAUAACCCUCAGGUUACUGAGAUGGCCUACUGCAUUGGAAGACACAGACCCUGGCCUCAGCGCUCCCAGAGAAUGGAUCAAUACGCCCCUGUUUUCAAGACCACUGUCCAGCGCUACCCCUACCCGCAUCCAAACAAACAGGCUGCAGCUUAGGGUGCACUGUGUACGAUGAUGUAGGACCCUUCCUGCACACGCCAAGAUUGGGACUCCGUAUGCACAGUCCUUCUGCUAUCAGAGUUGUACACAAACCAUCGGUUAUGUGUACAAUUCUGAAACAAGCCCAUUGUCGGUGGAAAAAUAGAGGAUACAAAUAGUGAAUAACAAAAAACUAAGCAUUUAGGGGUCUAUUUACUAAGCCUUGGAUGGCGAUAAAGUCAAUGGAGAGAAAGUCCCAGCCAGUCAAUCUGCUCCUAACUGCCAUGUCACAGGCUGGGUUUGAAAAAUGUCAGCAGCUGAUUGGCUGGGACUUUAUCUCCAUCCACUUUAUCUCCGUCCAAGUCUUCGUAAAUAGAGCCCUAAAUUACAUGAAGUAGUGAUGUGUUUUAGAAUUCUAAGGUGCACUGUAACCGCUUCCCUUCAGUUACUGAAAAUAACUGCUUUUCCUAGUUGUCAUUUACAGUGCUCUCCUCACUUAGUUAAAUUCUUUGCUAGGAAGUAUAAUGAAUACGGAGUUCAAAGUGCAUUGGAAAUCUGCACAGAAUUUUGGACUAUUAGCAACAAAUCCUUUCAGAUAUGUUAGGUCUGUGAAGUUAUAGCAAGGAUUUACACGUACUGUACAUGGGAACAGUGCUGCUGACCAUGACUUGCCUGACUCUUCCUUUCAGAACUAAAAUUAAUCUAUUUUUAUUUUCUAUUACUAUAACAAUGAGGCAAUAACUAAUGUAACUCAUUCCUCGUUAUCGCUUAUCAACUAUUUAAUGUCUAAUGAUUGUAUAGUGCCCAACACUGGAUAUUUAGCUUCUAGCAGAAACCCUGCAAUCCGCUUCCCAAAAAGAGCUCAUGUAAAUUCAGGGAUUGGCUGCUGCUUACGGAAUACACAACCUGCACCCAUUAUUUUGUGGUUGAAUCACAUCUUGUUUUUUAUAUCCACCAUGAUUUGGUAGCUUUUACACACUUGAAAUGUGGAUGUUCUAAUUAAAAGCAUUUCUGAAAGCUAUGGUUGAGUACUUGGCUCCACAAGAUAUUUAUUCAGAUAAUAUACAAUAAAUAUGUAAUCAGUUGAUAGUGGCUUUGCAUGCCGUUUCCAAGCUGUCGCAUGUGAUACAGUUCAGUGCUAUAUGGCACACAUGCUUUCCUACUCCCCAGGUAUUGCUUAUUUUUAGGUUUUUUAGAGAUUGGACCGGUAUUGGUAUUCCUGUCUGUAGGAUCAUAAAUGCCUGAGAUUAUUCACUCCUGUAAUGUUGUAUUUUUUAUUUUUGGGGCUUCAAACAAGGUGGCUAAAAACUAAAAGGACCAAAGUUUACGUGCCUUCAACUUUACACAUUUUCUUCAUUGUCUUUAUUUGAAUAUACAUUAAAAAUAAAUUUGCCACUUCACCCUACUUUGUGUUUUACUGGAUGUGCACAUAACCAACUAUGGGACUGCAUAGUUAUUAGCUAAAAAAUUACUGGUACAUGUGUCAGGCUUCCUUGCAUUUACGAAAAAUAUGCCCCGCUACACCCUAUAAAAAUGUACAUGAAGUUGUAUCCUAGUUUCUUAACAGUCGAGUUUGUACUACACUUUUUUUGUAUGGAAGGAAAAGGUUGCAAAACCGUAUUUUCCUGACAAUGCAGUGUUUUGUGUUAAUCAUGUGUAUAAUGAAAUGUACACUUUUUAAAAACCAUAAUCUCCCAUUUGUGUGUAAGCAUUGCACAUUGUGUUUUUAAGCCCACAGUAGCACAAAUUGCAAGAUCCAACAGAAUGCUUUCCUGUACUGUAUCUAGAAUGUCACCUCAUUGCUCUGACCAAAGAUGUCUGUCCUGGUAUUACUGAGACAUUCACUGGUUGUGUACAUUUUUUAUAUGUAUGUCAUUCAGAAAUAAAAGUGGCCUUUUUAACUCUGGUCGUUUUUUUUUCACUCUCUCCUCUUGACCAGAUAAUGUCCGUUUUGUGAAACAAAUGUAACACCAUAGUGAAAUGGUUGAUGGACAACUCCAAUACUGUAUUUUAAAGCAAGGUUAUUGGGCCAAUGGCAUAAUUUGAAAAUUGUUAUUUUUUUGGAUCAAGCACCAUUACCUAGAAUGUUCAUUUGACAUAAGAAAAUGCUGUAAAUAUUUGUAACAAUUUUAUUUAUUUUACAUUUUUUUUUAAAUCUAGGCAAAAAAAGUGGUUUUUGGGAACAAUUUAAAAUAUAUAGUGCUUUUAUAUGAAAAACAAAUCACUUGUCUUGUAUAUUUUGAUAAGCAACAGUACCAGCUUUACUUGUGACAAUGCAGAGGGUGGGAAGCAAAAGAUUCAAUGUAUGUUAUGAUGGCCUAUUACAUGAAAGUGAAGAUGAAUAUUAAAGAAAACAUUUUCUACCUGUGUAGUGCAUGGUUAAUUCACAUUUAUGUAUUCUAUAUUCCUUUUUAAGUUUGUGUAUUUACUGAAUACUACUCGAAUAUCUACACUUACUCUUUUCUUCUAGGUGUUUGUAGCAUGCCUUUUAAUAAAUGUCAUUACAUCUAUACUCUCAAAUA
Molecule: messenger RNA, 10244 nt
Organism: Pseudophryne corroboree (corroboree frog)
Lineage: Eukaryota; Metazoa; Chordata; Amphibia; Anura; Myobatrachidae
Gene: PTBP3
Product: polypyrimidine tract binding protein 3
Exons: 16
Coding region: 381-2018 (545 amino acids)
Biological process (GO): mRNA processing; regulation of RNA splicing
Cellular component (GO): nucleus
Molecular function (GO): mRNA binding
Source: RefSeq, a predicted model, not a curated record